AUGGGUUACACAGUUCAUGUGUCCUGCAUCCAGUUAGUCAUAAAACCAGAGCUCCUGCUUGGAGAGGCGAGAGUGUUUCUGGAGGCCAGGGACACCCACUCCAUCCUGAAGUGGUUUCCUCAUGCCAGUGAUUUCCUGGAGGACUGCGUGGAAGACAUCUGCAGCCACGAGGAGGUCAAGGAGGUGUUUGAGGACAAAAUGGAGUUCCGGAAGGGGUACCCGAACGCAGUCUACUCCGUCCGGAACCCCGCGUAGAGCUCGGACAACAUGUACGUGGUGGUGCCCCUUCUGGGAGUGGCGCUACUGAUUGUCAUCGCCUUGUUCAUCAUCUGGAGGUGCCAGCUGCAGAAGGCCACCCGCCAUCACCCCUCCUACACUCAGAACCGGUACCUUGCUAGUCGUGCUGGGCACAGCCUCCCCCGGGUCAUGGUGUACCGCGGCACUGUGCACGGCCUGGCCGAGUCCUCUGGCCACCGGGAAGCAGGGAGCAACCCGCACGUGCUGCUGGGGCCCAGUCGUGGGGGCAGGACCACGGUCCGGCUGGAGAGCACCCUGUACCUCCCUGAGCUCUCCCUCUCCAGACGGUCCAGUGCCACCCCGCCCCCAUCCUACGAGGAGGUGACGGCUCCCCAGGAGAGCAGCAGUGAGGAGGCCAGUGUCUCUUACAGCGAUCCGCCCCCAAAGUAUGAGGAGAUAGUGGCUGCCAACCCUGGCUCAGACAAAUAG
Trichechus manatus latirostris (Florida manatee) is the source of this 726-nucleotide messenger RNA. RefSeq names its product proline rich and Gla domain 3 (gene PRRG3). Gene Ontology annotation, cellular component: extracellular region. Gene Ontology annotation, molecular function: calcium ion binding. Lineage: Eukaryota; Metazoa; Chordata; Mammalia; Sirenia; Trichechidae. The record is from RefSeq and is a predicted model, not a curated record.